UCAAUCUGACGCACACAGGGAGCGCAGCCAGCAACUGAGAAGUCUUUUACAGUAGCAGCUAGAGCCCUCUACCUAAAUAUCUCUCAUUCAGAAGACUGAAAAUAAGUGCGACCAUGAAGACAAACGUCUGGAGCUAUUAUUUUGCAUCCAGCAUCCAGGUUCACCGACCGCUCCCACAGACGGAUGACUGAAUGACGAGUCAGGAUGGCCGGAGGAAGGAGAGGACUUGUAGCCCCUCAAAAUACUUUUUUAGAAAACAUUGUCAGACGAUCUAACGAUACCAAUUUUGUCCUGGGAAAUGCUCAGAUUGUGGACUGGCCUAUCGUCUACAGCAACGAUGGCUUCUGCAAGCUGUCAGGGUACCACAGGGCGGAGGUCAUGCAGAAGAGCAGCACAUGCAGCUUCAUGUACGGGGAGCUCACAGACAAGGACACUAGCGAGAAAGUACGGCUAACGUUCGAAAACUACGAGAUGAAUUCAUUUGAAAUACUAAUGUAUAAAAAGAACAGAACGCCGGUGUGGUUUUUUGUGAAAAUAGCCCCCAUACGAAAUGAACAGGAAAAGGUUGUGCUGUUUCUCUGCACAUUCAGUGACAUCACAGCCUUCAAACAACCCAUAGAAGAUGAAACUUCGAAAGGUUGGGGGAAGUUUGCCCGGCUAACUCGUGCUCUGACCAGCAGCCGAGGGGUUCUACAGCAGCUGCAACCUACUGUACACAAGGGAGAGAACGUCCACAAGCACUCCCGCUUAGCUGAGAUCUACAAUCUGCAGGUCCUUCAGCUGGGCUCUGACAUCCUCCCCCAGUACAAGCAGGAGACGCCCAAGACGCCACCACACAUCAUCCUCCACUAUUGCGCCUUCAAAACCACAUGGGACUGGGUCAUCCUCAUCCUCACCUUCUACACGGCCAUCAUGGUUCCUUAUAAUGUCUCCUUCAAGACCAAGCAGAACAACGUGACGUGGCUGGUGGUGGACAGCAUCGUAGACGUCAUCUUCCUGGUGGACAUCGUUCUCAACUUUCACACCACCUUCGUGGGCCCAGCCGGAGAGGUGAUCUCUGACCCCAAGCUAAUCAGGAUGAACUACCUGAAGACCUGGUUCGUCAUCGAUCUGCUGUCCUGCCUGCCUUACGAUGUCAUCAAUGCUUUCGAGAAUGUGGACGAGGGGAUCAGCAGUCUGUUCAGUUCUCUGAAGGUGGUUCGGUUGCUGCGCUUGGGCCGGGUGGCCCGUAAACUGGACCACUACAUUGAGUAUGGAGCUGCCGUCCUGGUCCUUUUGGUGUGUGUCUUCGGCCUAGCUGCCCACUGGCUGGCCUGCAUCUGGUACAGCAUCGGGGACUAUGAGGUGAUCGACGAGGAGACGGGAAUCCUCCGGACAGACAGCUGGCUAUACAUGCUGGGGGAGACAGUGGGCUCGCCUUACCACUUCAACACCAGUGGCUCAGGGAAGUGGGAGGGCGGCCCAAACAAAGACUCUGUCUACAUCACAUCUCUGUACUUCACAAUGACCUCUUUGACCAGCAUAGGGUUUGGAAACAUUGCACCCACCACUGACGGAGAGAAGAUCUUUGCUGUCGCCAUGAUGAUGAUUGGCUCCCUGCUCUAUGCCACCAUCUUCGGUAACGUCACCACCAUCUUCCAGCAGAUGUACGCCAACACCAACCGCUACCACGAGAUGCUAAACAGCGUCCGUGAUUUUCUCAAGCUCUACCAGGUGCCCAAGGGGCUGAGCGAGAGGGUCAUGGACUACAUCGCCUCCACCUGGUCCAUGUCCCGGGGGAUAGAUACUGAAAAGGUAUCUCAAACUGUAUUGCAGAUUUGCCCUAAGGACAUGAGGGCAGAUAUAUGCGUCCACCUCAACAGGAAAGUCUUCAAAGAACACCCUGCGUUCAGGUUAGCCAGUGAUGGGUGCCUGCGAGCCCUGGCCAUGGAGUUCCAGACUAUCCACUGUGCCCCUGGCGACCUCAUCUACCAUGCCGGAGAAAGCGUGGACAGCCUCUGUUUUGUGGUGUCAGGAUCCCUGGAGGUCAUUCAGGACGACGAGGUGGUGGCCAUCUUGGGGAAGGGGGACGUGUUUGGGGAUGUGUUCUGGAAGGAGGUCACCCUGGCCCAGGCAUGUGCCAACGUUCGUGCCCUGACUUACUGUGAUCUCCAUGUCAUCAAACGGGACGCACUGCAGAAGGUUCUGGAGUUUUACACCGCCUUCUCCAACCACUUCUCACGAAACUUGCUGCUCACCUACAACCUGCGGAAAAGAAUCGUCUUCCGAAAAAUCAGUGACGUGAAACGCGAGGAAGAGGAGCGUCUAAGACGAAAGAACGAGGCGCCCCUAAACCUCCCUCCAGACCACCCUGUGCGUCGGCUCUUCCAGCGUUUCCGUCAGCAGAAGGAGGCACGUAUACAUCAGGACCGUCCCGACCCAGCAGAUGACCUGGAGAGAGGCCAGACUGUGUACGUUGAGCCCACUCCCAUCUGUGAAAUCAUGGCCACCACCAGUAUUGUCACAGUCACUGAAAGCCCAGCCACACCCAUUCCUUCAGUCUCCAUCUUGGCCUCUGCAGCCUCUAGCCCUUCAGACAAAGCCAAACUGCAGGCCCCAUCUUUACGAGUGUCCGAGCCGGCCAGGGUUAAAGGCUGGGGCCGCUUCAAGGACUCCAUGGCCAAGGAGUCCAACUGGAACAAGGUGUCCAAAGCAGAGUCCAUGGAGACGCUACCAGAGCGGACCAAGACAGGGGCAGUCCACGAGUCCCAAACUUUGCUGAGGAAAACUGACUCAUGUGACAGUGGCAUUACAAAGAGCGAUUUGCGUCUGGAUAACGUUGGGGACGGCGCACGCACCAUGGGCACAACACCCCAGGACCGCAGCCCUGUAGCACCCCCUGAAGUGAUUAAACAGCAUGCCUUCUACCCCAUCCCAGAGCAGACUCUCCAGGCUUCGCUUCUGGAGUUAAAGCUAGAGAUUAAAGAAGACCUGAAGGCCUUAAACACCCGCAUGGCCAGCCUGGAGGCCCAGCUAGCAGAGGCUUUGAAGCUCCUUAAGGCGCAAACGGGAGCACCAAGCUCCCCCAAGCCUCUUUUUGAGAUCUCCAGACCGACCUCGCCAGACUCAGACAAGGAGGACAUAUUUUCGUAAAAUAGCAAAGAGGGGUUUAGGUUAAGAGUGUGAAAACAGGAAACAAAUUUAGAAAAUUGUUGUUGUCCUCAUUGUGGGCAAUAUGGUUCAGAGUUGGUGUGAGUCGUUGACGUAUCUACGCUGAGGUCAACGAUCACCUUGCCAAUGCCUGUAAAAGCAGCACACGAUGGAGCUACGACACUAGAGUGCUGUUCAUUAGGUCUUCUGGCAGUGGCACCUUGGGAGUUCACAUUGUUGGGUGGGUUUUGGAGUGUGCAGGGUGAAGGUGGUCCAGGUACAAGGCCGACUGACCCCCACAGACCAGCAUGGGUGUGGCAGCCCUUUUUGUGAUCCACAAAGAUUCACAGCUCUUCUCCUGUUUGUGUUCUGCUAGCCUGCUUGUGCAAAUUGACUCUAUAUUUUGGUUAGGACUUUUUCCCAUCAGUCUAUGGAUUUAAUUGGCAGAGCAGCAAUAAUUGAUUUUAUUAUUCACCUUUAUUCACCAAUGUCCCGGCAGAUUUCAGUAGGGAUCACAAUCUUAAUCAGUAGUUCUCAAGAGUGUCUAAAAGGGAUGAGUCCACCUUGUGCUUCUGUAAUUUCUUUUGACUACCAGUGUACUCUGUAUACUGAGAUUGUCAUUAUAUCACCCUGUAAUACUUAGCAAGACUUCUGUAUAACCGGGUGUUGCCUUUCUGAAUUCAAAAAGGUUCUACAUACAUUCAGCACAGGGACUGCAUAUUGAACUUUGUACUUGCUAUAAGCAUUCAAUGUAGAUAUUGCUUAUGGCAUUCUACUAUGUCAACACAUGAAUACGCAUUACACACAGGUGGAUCACAGAACAUAUUACUAUAUGUUUGUUUUUACAAUUUUAUUACUGAACUCUGUGUCAUUAUUGGAUCACCUUGUUGCCAUUCUUCUUUAAACCAGAUAGAGGAGGCUGGGUUGACCAAUCAGAGCUCAGGACUGUCACAUUACAACCAAUACUUUUUUUGGUAUCUGCGCAGAGAACCCUGACUGACCUAUUGAAGACCAGCAAGUUUUUUCUUUUUUAAAGGAAACUCAACAUUUUUGACUGACGGACUAUCACCGUAUGUCUUACCAGUUCUCUGCUCUGAUAUCCAUAGCCAAGAAACCAACAACCAACCCCUUUUGUUGACUGCUUUGUCAGUAUUCUUGGCCGGGGGGUUAUAUUCCUGGAAGUGACUCUGUUGGACCUGUCAGUUGCACUAACAAUGUUUCACCUUACCAUGUUGUCUUUUUUUGCAUCUGACUUAUGUCUUUCUCCUUAGACGGUGUAGAUGUGAAACAUAUAUAAAAAGUAUUACAUUU
Molecule: messenger RNA, 4440 nt
Organism: Esox lucius (northern pike)
Lineage: Eukaryota; Metazoa; Chordata; Actinopteri; Esociformes; Esocidae
Gene: kcnh1a
Product: potassium voltage-gated channel, subfamily H (eag-related), member 1a
Exons: 14
Coding region: 205-3132 (975 amino acids)
Biological process (GO): regulation of membrane potential; potassium ion transmembrane transport
Cellular component (GO): membrane
Molecular function (GO): delayed rectifier potassium channel activity
Source: RefSeq, a predicted model, not a curated record